AUUCGAUUUCGGUCGAAGUGCUUCUUGACCCGAAAAUCACCGCUCCAUACGGAACUUCUUCUUAUUUCUGAGACUCCACUUCUAUAUAUAUCUUAGCUCUGUAAGUACUCUAACCCAUAUUAGAGAGAGAGAGAGAGAGAGAGAGAGAGAGAGAGAUGGCUGUAGAGUUGCAGAAGAAGAAUAAAAUGUUCAUGGAACAUGCUUCUCAUGAUGCAAUGGAGAUGGGAUUCACAGGAAAGAAUACCUUGGAUGAUGAUGGACGCGAAAAACGAACUGGGACGAUGAUCACUGCAAGUGCUCAUAUAAUUACAGCUGUGAUUGGAUCUGGAGUGUUGUCACUAGCCUGGGCCAUAGCUCAGUUGGGUUGGGUAGCAGGGCCUGCUAUUCUCAUGGCCUUCUCUUUUAUCACUUAUUUCACUUCUACUCUGCUUGCCGAUUGCUAUAGGUGCCCUGACCCUGUUACCGGCAAGCGAAACUAUACCUACACGGAGGUCGUAAGGUCGAAUUUAGGGGGAAUGAAAUUUAAGCUCUGUGGAUUAGCUCAGUAUGUGAACCUCAUAGGGGUGACAAUUGGAUAUACCAUCACAGCAUCCAUCAGUAUGGUGGCAGUGAAAAGGUCAAAUUGUUUCCACAAGAAUGGUCAUGGGGUGCAUUGUACCACAUCAAACUAUCCAUUCAUGAUCAUAUUUGCAUGUAUCCAGAUCUUUUUGUCUCAGAUACCUAAUUUUCACAAGCUUUCAUUGCUAUCUAUCCUUGCUGCUGUCAUGUCCUUUGCCUAUUCUACCGUUGGAGUGGGUCUCUCCAUCGCCAAAGUUGCAGAGAAAGGGCAUCAUGCGAGGACGACACUAACUGGCGUUACAGUUGGGGUUGAUGUCUCCGAUACAGAGAAGAUAUGGAGGACCUUCCAGGCCCUUGGGAAUAUUGCCUUUGCUUACGCUUACUCCACCGUCCUCAUCGAGAUACAGGACACACUAAAAUCAAGUCCCCCAGAGAACAAAGUGAUGAAGAAGGCUUCUCUUAUUGGAGUCUCUACUACCACCUUGUUCUAUAUGCUAUGUGGCUGCCUUGGUUAUGCUGCAUUUGGAAAUAAUGCACCUGGAAACUUUCUCACUGGCUUUGGUUUCUAUGAGCCCUUCUGGCUCAUCGACUUUGCAAAUGUUUGCAUUGCCAUCCAUCUCAUCGGAGCAUAUCAGGUGUUCUGCCAACCCAUAUUUGGUUUCGUUGAAAAUUUGAGUGCCCGGCGAUGGCCAGAAAAUGGAUUCAUAAUGAACGAAUAUGCUGUUAACAUCCCCUUCUGUGGAACAUAUUACUUCAAUUUCUUUAGAUUGGUAUGGAGGACAGCAUAUGUGACGGUGACCGCUGUUCUUGCCAUGAUCUUCCCCUUCUUCAAUGACUUCUUGGGUCUCAUAGGGGCUGCAUCCUUCUGGCCUCUCACAGUUUACUUCCCCAUAGAGAUGCACAUUGAACAGGCUAAUGUACCAAAGUUUUCUUCAAGGUGGACAUGGCUUAAAAUAUUGAACUGGGCCUGCUUGAUUAUAUCAAUUGUUGCAGCUGCCGGAUCUGUUCAGGGUCUUGUUACUGAUCUCAAGACAUAUAAGCCAUUCAAGGUUCAAAAUUAACUAGUCUCUUUAUGUACCUGCCUGUACUUAGACCAAUGUCAAAAAUGGCAUGUGAUCUUUUCUUCUUUAAAUAAAACUGUCAAAAGAAA
Macadamia integrifolia is the source of this 1708-nucleotide messenger RNA. RefSeq names its product amino acid permease 6-like. Gene Ontology annotation, cellular component: plasma membrane. NCBI's taxonomy places the organism in Eukaryota, Viridiplantae, Streptophyta, Magnoliopsida, Proteales, Proteaceae. The record is from RefSeq and is a predicted model, not a curated record. The transcript is spliced from 7 exons. The coding region runs from base 156 to 1619 and encodes 487 amino acids.